Molecule: messenger RNA, 1152 nt
Organism: Odobenus rosmarus divergens (Pacific walrus)
Lineage: Eukaryota; Metazoa; Chordata; Mammalia; Carnivora; Odobenidae
Gene: WNT3A
Product: wingless-type MMTV integration site family, member 3A
Exons: 4
Coding region: 1-1092 (363 amino acids)
Biological process (GO): cell fate commitment; canonical Wnt signaling pathway; neuron differentiation
Cellular component (GO): extracellular region
Molecular function (GO): cytokine activity; frizzled binding
Source: RefSeq, a predicted model, not a curated record
AUGAGGCAGCUCUGGGUGCUGAAGGACGUGGGCUUCGAGCCUCAAGGCAAAGUGGCCUUGAAGAUUUGGAAGGAGGAGGAGCGAAGGGUCAAAGCAUCACCUGUGUCCCUGGCCGUCGGGCCCCAGUACUCAUCCCUGGGCACUCAGCCCAUCCUGUGUGCCAGCAUCCCCGGCCUGGUCCCCAAGCAGCUGCGCUUCUGCCGAAACUACGUGGAGAUCAUGCCCAGUGUGGCUGAGGGCAUCAAGAUCAGCAUCCAGGAGUGCCAGCAUCAGUUCCGCGGGCGCCGCUGGAACUGUACCACCGUCAACAACAGCCUGGCCAUCUUCGGCCCUGUGCUGGACAAAGCCACCCGGGAGUCCGCCUUUGUGCACGCCAUUGCCUCUGCCGGCGUGGCCUUCGCCGUGACACGCUCGUGUGCCGAGGGCUCCGCGGCUAUCUGUGGCUGCAGCAGCCGCCACCAGGGCUCCCCGGGCGAGGGCUGGAAGUGGGGUGGCUGCAGUGAGGACAUCGAGUUUGGCGGCAUGGUGUCUCGAGAGUUUGCAGAUGCGCGGGAGAACCGGCCAGACGCCCGCUCCGCGAUGAACCGCCACAACAAUGAGGCCGGUCGCCAGGCCAUCGCCAGCCACAUGCAUCUCAAGUGCAAGUGCCACGGGCUGUCGGGCAGCUGCGAGGUGAAGACGUGCUGGUGGUCGCAGCCCGACUUCCGCGCCAUCGGCGACUUGCUCAAGGACAAGUACGACAGCGCCUCGGAGAUGGUGGUGGAGAAGCACCGCGAGUCGCGCGGCUGGGUGGAGACCCUGCGGCCGCGCUACACCUACUUCAAGGUGCCCACGGAGCGCGACCUGGUGUACUACGAGGCCUCGCCCAAUUUCUGCGAGCCCAACGCCGAGACCGGCUCGUUCGGCACCCGCGACCGCACGUGCAACGUGAGUUCGCACGGCAUCGACGGCUGCGACCUGCUGUGCUGUGGCCGCGGCCACAACGCGCGCACCGAGCGGCGCCGCGAGAAGUGCCACUGCGUCUUCCACUGGUGCUGCUACGUGAGCUGUCAAGAGUGCGCGCGCGUCUACGACGUGCACACCUGCAAGUAGCGCCAGCGGCCGCGGGCCGGGCCGGGGCUCCUCCCUGGACGGGGGCGGGGCUCCUUCCUG